CUUUUGAUGUUGAGUCUAGCGACUCGAACUUCUAGAAGUUGGCAACACUGGUCCGGUCUGUGGCAGAGGUCUGUGGGCGUGAUGACAAGUUGAAUUUGACAUGACAUCUGUAAAUUUUUGUUGCUGGCUGCUCGCUCAUGAUAGAGCGUUUUUGCAACAAUUUGUCUGGAAACGCUGUUGUUACCUACCGAGUUAAUUCAACUUUAUUGCUACCUUGUGUUUUAAAUCGGACCUUUGAAAAUGGAACUAUCAGCUGAAGGAAAGACUCCGGAAUACAUGGCGUUGGCAGGUAUCAAAUUCAAGCUGAGCCUGCCUCAAUUCAAAGAUAACUCUCAGCUGAAAGAGCAACUUUUACAAGGAAUCAAAGUUGGAAAUAUGGCUCCAUAUUAUAAAGAAGUGUGUACUGAUUUGGGUUGGUCAUUUGACCAGAAAUUGUAUGACUCCAUGGCAAAAGAAAAUGUAGAUAGACUGUCCAAGUUUCAAGAAGAUGAUUCAGAGACUCCAGUAUGGCAAGAUAGGUUAGAUUACCUCUGCUCCAUUGGAGAUAAAGAAUCUGCUACUGCUCUUGCAACUACCAAAUAUGAGGACACCACUCUUACCACAAAUAGAAGGCUUGAUGCUAUAUUUGCUAUGUUCCGUAUUGCUUACUUCCAUGGAUGUAAUGUUAAGGAAAUGGGAAAAGCAAUCAACAAGGCACAUGAAUUAGUAGACAAAGGUGGUGACUGGCGCUCAAGAAAUAAACUUAAGGCAUAUGAGGCAAUCUACUGUCUUGCAGUUAGAGACUACAGUCGUGCUGCUGACCUCUUCAUAGACUGUGUAUCAACUUUCGAGUCAUAUGAACUGGUUGAUUUUGGAACAAUAAUUCAGUAUUGCGUGCUAGCAUGUGCCUUAGCACUGGAGCGACAUGCUCUCCAGGCCGCGUUAAGGAGGCAGGGUGCUGCGGUGCAGGCUUUGCGAUCCCGCUUCCCCGAGCUCAGGGAGCUGGUAGAGUCCCUUCACGAAUGCAGAUAUGCCGAUUUCAUGAAGAGCUUGGCUUGGGUGGAAACGCAAAUCUGCGUGGACCCAGUGUUCCGGCCCCACUACCAGCACUAUGUACGCGAGGCCCGCAUUAAGGCGUACGUGCAGCUGCUGCGCGCCUACCGCUCGCUUAGCUUGGACAACAUCGCUGCCACCUUCGGCGUCACGCGCGAGUUUGUCGAGGAGGAGAUCUCCAACUUCACCGCCGCCGGCCGCCUCCAAUGCCGCAUAGACGCGGUGGCCGGGUGCGUAGUGACCGGUGCUGGCCGCGGGGCUGACGCGGACCGCUCUCAGCUGUACCAGGCGACUAUACGCGAGGGCGAUCUGCUACUGAAUCGGGUCAAGAAACUGGCCAGCGUCAUCAACUUCUAGAGCCUAUGCGAGCCUGGUACUUGUCACUCGAUUCUUAGCAUAGCAAUGGUGUCGAUUCUGGCAUGAUUCUCUAAACUUAAACCAAAAUUUAAUAUCCGUAUGUCCUUUUCAUUCUGUAUAGAGAGUGACAAGGAUAUACUGUUGUCAAAU
Chilo suppressalis (striped riceborer) is the source of this 1539-nucleotide messenger RNA. NCBI's taxonomy places the organism in Eukaryota, Metazoa, Arthropoda, Insecta, Lepidoptera, Crambidae. The record is from the annotation of a GenBank genome assembly.